Molecule: messenger RNA, 3301 nt
Organism: Acipenser ruthenus (sterlet)
Lineage: Eukaryota; Metazoa; Chordata; Actinopteri; Acipenseriformes; Acipenseridae
Gene: tbccd1
Product: TBCC domain containing 1
Exons: 7
Coding region: 592-2274 (560 amino acids)
Biological process (GO): maintenance of centrosome location; maintenance of Golgi location
Cellular component (GO): spindle pole centrosome
Source: RefSeq, a predicted model, not a curated record
CAUGAUGUCUUUAGAGUCCAAAUAACGUCAAAUCUAUUAAACACCAAUGGUCAAAACCCUGCCCUACACACGCAUACGGAGCAGGUGGGCCGUGUUAACCCCCUAAUGCCAAACUGACGUGUUUUGUUGCUGUUGGGGUCUGUUUACUACAUCAUAGCUAGUUUGCAGCCCACUUUGUGCACAUCCCAAUAGUAUUGGAUGUAACUAAUUAUCAAUUGUUAUUUGUAAACAAAAGACUAAAAGUAUUUAAAUAUUUUAACAAAAAAAACUCCUUGGCAGGCAAACACGCGCGUUCACAAGUGUAGCAGCCCUCCAGGCAAGCGCGUUCACAAGUGGAAAAGGUAAGCAGGCGCGUUCACAAACUGAGCUGCCAAUCAGUCAGCCAGCUAGGCGCGUUCACAGUGACUGCGGUGAGCUGAUCUGAUCUGAGAGGCGCCAAAAGGAGGACGGUUGUUCUCUGCGACUGUGAGGCAUCAGCGCUGUUUGUUUAUGGGAACGAGGUGACUCUGGUGGACCUUCUCAGUGGCUGCUCAAAGAAAGAUUUCGAGACCCGGUCAGCGAGGUGUUUUUAAAGCGAGUGGCAGCUUAGCGAUGGAGCUGCACAAUGUCAGAGUGUGGGUGCGUAUGGAGCCCUUCCUGGUGGGGGCACUGCAGGCCCCCCCUCCAGCCAAGUUCAGCAUGCACUACCUGCGUAAGAUGGCCACCUACGUGCGCACGCGGGCCAAGGACGGUUGCUUCCCGCGCCUCUGCUGGCCCAUGUGGAGGCACAUCGCCUGUGGCAAGCUGCAGCUGCCCGACGAGCUGGCCUGGGUCUACUUCGAGACCUUCGACCUGAUGGCAGAACGCUCCCCGGAGGAGAGGCUGGAGUGGGCAGAGGCGGUCUCGCAGUGCAGCACCCGUGAGGAGUUGAACAGGUUGCGGCACAAGCUGUCUGUGGACACGCUGCAGUUUCUGCUGUUCCUGUACACCCAGCAGCUGAACCGCGUUUCCCUGCGCACCUCGCUGAUCGGGGAGGAGUGGCCCAGUCCCCGAGCGCGCUCCCCCUCACCCGACCACGAGUGCAAGACCAGCCUGCAGAACAAGAACUGUGAUGACCAGGCGCACCUGGCGUUUGUGCAGACCCACCUGUCGGAUCUGCUGGAGCUGGUCCUGGACCCGGAGCAGCUCAGCUCGUCGGGUCACUGUGCCCACGACAGCCUGCUCUCCCCUGAGGCUCUGAGGGGCCUCAGCUUCCUGCUGGAGGGGUCCGUGAGCAAGGCCCGCGCUGUUCACCCCCUCCACGAGCUGCUGUCCUGGGUGCCGCUGCAGACACAGGCCGGCUACUCCAAGCUGUCUCGGGCCUUUUCCCUGCAGAGACUGCAGUCCUGGCUGAAAGACACACUCACACUAAACCCCUUCGGCUACACUGCCUGCCUCAAGACUGGCAAGAAGCUCGCCUGGGCACAACAAGUAGAAGGUACGAUGAAGAGGGCGAAGAUUGCCAGGAACACCCACAACGCCCCUGCGGGCAGCAGAAUGGUACUGAUGUCUCAGGUGUACAAACAGACACUGGCCAAGGACUCAGAGAAGCUGUCUGGAGCUAACGUGAAGCUGCAUCGCUGCAACGAGUCUUUUAUAUACCUCCUCUCACCUCUGAGGUCAGUCAGUAUUGAGAAGUGCCGGAACACCACGCUAGUGCUGGGCCCUGUGCAGACGAGCGUUCACGUGCAGAGCUGUGAGAAUGUGAAGGUGGUAUGUGUGGCGGGCCGCCUGUCUGUCUGCGCUUCCUCCUACUGCACCUUCCACAUGCUCACCCCCACGAGACCCCUGCUUCUGUCUGGGAACGUGGCCCUGACCCUGGCCCCCUACCACACAAACUACCCAUCGCUGGAGGACCACAUGGCGAGUGUGGGGCUUGCUGUGGUGCCCAACCUGUGGGACCAGCCUGUGUGCCUUGGAACAGAGGGCAUAGAGACCCCCUCACCAGCCCCCUACUGCCUGCUGCCCCCCGGAGAGUUCAACGUGCUGGUGGUGCCCUUCGAGAUGGAUGGGGACACCAGUGAGAUACCCGGGGGUCUGCCUCCCUCCUACCAAGCUGCGAUCAGCCACCGCGAGCAGAAGGUGCAGGCCUGGCAGAGGACCGUCAAGGAGGCACGCCUCAACAAGGAGCAGCGCAAGCAGUUCCAGGUGCUGGUGGAGCAGAAGUUUCAUGAGUGGCUGCUGGAGACGGGGCACAGGCAGCAGCUGGACAGCUUGAUCCCAGCCCCCACAGACUCCAAACAGGCAGCCGGCUAGACCCCCUGCACCCUACAGAAACAAACAUGGGGUAUCCAUUCACAGGCAGCCGGCUAGACCCCCUGCACCCUACAGACACAAACAUGGGGUAUCCAUUCACAGGCAGCCGGCUAAACCCCCUGCACCCUACAGACACAAAUGUGAGGUAUCCAUUCACAGGCACCCUACAGCAGACACAAACGUGGGGUAUCCAUUCACAGGCAGCCGACCUAGACCUCUACACCCUACAGACACAAACGUGGGGUUUCCAAACAUGUACAGGAGACGGGUAUCUAUGUAUUGCCAAAAGUAGAACUUCAAAGUCCAGCCACACCUUUCUCAAACAGACAUGCUGGUAGAAGGAACAGGACCCUCUCCCCCCAUACCAUGCUGUGUGACCUUCUGGCAUACAGGUUUGUGCUCUCCCUGUUUAGCCUGCUGAAUACAAGUGGGAAUUAGCUUUUGCUGUAUGUUGCUUCUCAGGUUUGUGGUUCUCUUCUUCCAGUCAAAGCCAGUAACCAUGGAAUGAGGUGGACAGUCUUAUCUGUAAAUAUGGAAGUGCAUUUCAAAAUAAACGAAACAAACAAAAGUUGAUAUUUAUAUAAGGACAGAUACUAUAAUUAUGAUUUGUUAUUAUUAUUUGUGCUGUUGAGGCAUCCUCAUGAGGGACCUGUCCUUAAAUGUAUUUAUUUGUCUGAAGACACUGUAUUAUAACUUGAAAUUUGAUUUCCUUGGGUGCCCUGGAGUUGGUACCUUUGACUUUUUGACAGGCGUUCAUAUUCUUUAAUGCUUUAAGCAUCACACAGGACCCCCAGCACAUAAAGAGCUCAACUGCCACACACACCAGACUGAGGUGCUUUCCACUCUUUGUGGUAUUUGUGUUUCCUGAGAUCCUUUUCACCAUUUAUUAUUGAAAGUGUGUGGCUAAUAUUUAUUUCUGUAUUCAGAACUAUUUUGCUUUGUUUUCUCCUAAAUACACUGAAACCAUAAUGUUGUUCCCUUUCUUAAAAAAAAAAAGCAUUUAAUAAAUAAAUCUCUGUGCUCUGUC